Parathielavia appendiculata is the source of this 634-nucleotide messenger RNA. RefSeq lists its product as uncharacterized. Lineage: Eukaryota; Fungi; Ascomycota; Sordariomycetes; Sordariales; Chaetomiaceae. The record is from RefSeq and is a predicted model, not a curated record. The transcript is spliced from 3 exons. The coding region runs from base 1 to 324 and encodes 107 amino acids.
AUGGCAGUAUAUCUGGCCCCGAGCCCCUCGCGGCAGGCCGAGAAAACGGGCGAAACUGUUGCAUGCGUCGCUGGAGAAGAAGCUGCUUUGAUGACGGACGUUACAAAGAGGAAGAGAAAGAGGAAGAGGAAGGAGAGGAUUAAGAGCAACAAGAGGAACAAGAGGAAGACGCGUAACAAGAGAAAGAAGAGGAAGAAGAGAAAGAAGAGGAAGAAGAGGAAGAAGAGAAAGAAGAGGAAGAAGAGAAAGAAGAGGAAGAAGAGAAAGAAGAGGAAGAAGAGGAAGAAGAGGAGGAAGAGAAAGAAGAGGAGGAAGAGAAAGUAGUGGAAGCAGUGGAAGAUGAGAACGUAGAGAAAGAAAACGGUAAAUGGGAAAGUUGUUUCUCUCUAGUCCCCUGGGAACUGAGUGGGGAGCAUGGGAAGGGAGUUGAAGGGUGAGCCCUGGGAGUAUUUGGAUAAUAAGGGACAACUUCAUAGAAGGGAACCUUGCUGAAAGUGAUGCUUGCUGCUCAAUUUGCCGCAAGUUCUCUGCAAAACCACAGCGAUGUUUGACCUGGCCGUCGAACGUCGGAAAUGGUUAUGACCAACCUAUAUCGAACUUAUAUGGCCAUGGUUUGAUCGCAGAUUGCAAACGC